AUGAUCGUGUAUAAUAAUGGGACUAUGCAUUCGUUUCAUCGUCGGAAAUGGUUGAUACUGUUAAUAAUCGCUGUUUGUCGGAAGCUGAACCCCGUCAAUGGUUUGAAGUGUUAUUGUAACAGCGACAGUCCAAGCUGUCCCAAUUCGACUUGCGAAACUGAUGGAUUCUGCUAUGCAUCCACCACCUUAGACAAUGGAAUACAAAAGUAUUCGUACCACUGUAUCGAGUUGAAAUCACUGAUACCCAUCGAGCACCCCUUCAGUUGCUCCACGACGAGAACUAGAAAUGAGUCGGUGGUGAUAGAGUGUUGUAAAUCACAUGACAUGUGCAAUAACGAUCUGCGCCUGGAGUUACAUCCGAAGCCGCCAGAACCGAGUCCGUCAGCAACAGCAUGGCAAGUGGUGCCAUGGAUUAUGGGACUGAUGGUACUAGGGGUAUGUGCUGCCAUUAGCUUUUGGUGGGCAAAGAGAUCGGGCAGAAUGAAAGAGAGGGGCUCCCGGCCGCUGUACCCAGUUGAGGAUUCACUGUGUGAGACGAGACAUCCUAUCACGGCAACAAUACGGGACAUGAUCGAGCUUACCACAUCUGGCUCCGGAUCCGGUUUACCGUUACUGGUUCAACGGUCGAUCGCGAGACAAAUUCAGUUGGUUGAUAUUAUUGGGAAAGGCCGCUUCGGGGAGGUGUGGCGUGGUCGAUGGAGAGGGGAGAAUGUGGCAGUUAAGAUCUUCUCUUCGAGAGAAGAAUGCUCCUGGUUUAGAGAGGCUGAAAUAUACCAGACCGUUAUGUUACGACACGAGAACAUUUUAGGUUUCAUUGCAGCGGAUAACAAGGAUAACGGAACUUGGACACAGUUGUGGCUUAUAACGGAUUAUCAUGAAAACGGUUCGCUUUUCGACUUUCUAACUGCGAGGACUAUUGACUCCAAUACCCUCAUCAAAAUGGCGCUUUCAAUUGCUACGGGACUGGCUCAUUUGCAUAUGGAUAUUGUUGGCACUAAAGGUAAACCUGCCAUUGCACAUAGAGAUCUAAAGUCCAAGAACAUCUUGGUAAAGACCAACCUGACUUGCGUGAUAGGAGACUUGGGGCUGGCUGUGAGGCAUAACGUCGCGAGCGAUUCCGUCGACGUCCCAUCUACGAACAGGGUUGGCACGAAGCGUUACAUGGCACCUGAGGUGUUGGACGAGAGCAUGGACUCGCGACAGUUCGAUCCUUACAAGCGCUCGGAUGUUUACUCCUUCGGGCUUGUGCUGUGGGAGAUGGCUCGUCGGUGUGGAGCGAUGCCCGACGACUACCAGCCGCCGUACUACGACUGCGUUCCUCCCGACCCGGCACUCGAAGAUAUGCGCCGUGUCGUUUGCACAGAGAAGCGGAGGCCGAACGUCCCUAACAGAUGGCAUUCCGAUCCAGUUCUUUCGGCAAUAUCGAAGGUGAUGAAGGAAUGCUGGUAUCAAAACCCUGCGGCUCGACUAACAGCACUUCGUAUCAAGAAAACACUCGCAAAUAUCGGCACGGCGGAUCACAUCAAGCUGUAA
Molecule: messenger RNA, 1533 nt
Organism: Parnassius mnemosyne (clouded apollo)
Lineage: Eukaryota; Metazoa; Arthropoda; Insecta; Lepidoptera; Papilionidae
Source: the annotation of a GenBank genome assembly